GCGGAGCCGGCACCUCCUCCAAUCUUUCCGCUCGCUCUCUCUCAGCAGUAGCGCCGCCGCUGCAGCCUGGCUGUGAGUCCCGGCUGCCCCGUGCCGUCUCACUAAAGAGCCUGGCGCACCCGGCCGACCCGCGGGCAUCUGCUGCACAUUCCGCCGUGGCUCAGCGCCCCCGCUACCGCCCGUCCUGCCUCGAUGUUCCAGCUGCCCAUCUUGAAUUUCAGUGCCCAGCAAGUGGCCGGAGUAUGCGAGACUCUGGAGGAAAGCGGCGACGUGGAGCGCUUGGGUCGCUUCCUCUGGUCGCUGCCCGUGGCCCCUGCGGCCUGCGAGGCCCUUAAUAAGAAUGAAUCGGUGCUGCGUGCGAGAGCCAUCGUGGCCUUUCACGGUGGCAACUACCGCGAGCUCUACCAUAUCCUGGAAAACCACAAAUUUACCAAGGAGUCGCACGCCAAGCUGCAGGCGCUGUGGCUCGAGGCGCAUUAUCAGGAAGCUGAGAAGCUACGUGGACGGCCCCUGGGGCCCGUGGACAAGUACCGCGUAAGGAAGAAGUUCCCGCUGCCGCGCACCAUUUGGGACGGCGAACAGAAGACACACUGCUUUAAGGAGCGCACGCGGCACCUGCUACGAGAAUGGUACCUGCAGGACCCAUACCCCAACCCCAGCAAAAAGCGUGAGCUCGCCCAGGCAACCGGACUGACCCCUACGCAGGUGGGCAACUGGUUCAAAAACCGCCGACAAAGGGACCGAGCGGCUGCAGCCAAGAACAGACUCCAGCAGCAGGUCCUGUCACAAGGCUCCGGGCAGGCGCUAAGGGCCGAGGAAGAGGGCACGCCUGAGAUGCUGGGUGCAGCCGCUAGCCCAGCCGCCAGCUUAUCCAGCAAGGCAGCCACUUCGGCCAUUUCCAUCACGUCCAGCGACAGCGAGUGCGACAUCUGAGCUGCCCAUCCAGCACGCUCAGAAACAGAAUCCGGUGUUAAAAAAAAAAAAAAAACGAAAAAAAUGAAAGAAGGUGAGAGAAUGAGAGACCAAGCAAACCCAAAGCUUGCGAAGCGUGGUGGCCAGGGACCUGGGGCCAGUGAACCUCGGGCUGCUGUGCACGCCCCGCAGCUGGCCCGCUCCACUGGCGCCCUCCGACCGCUACCCUAGAAGCCUGCGGUGAGGACCAAUCCAGAGGCACAUUCUCGCUUUGCUUUUUCCCAAGGAUUUUGCUGCAAAGAUGCCUCCGGAACCUGAACUGUACGCUGAGCGCCUGCCCUGAAUGUCCCGUGGGUAUUUCAAGUCAAAAGGACAAUGUUAUAUAUGCAUAACUUUUACUUUAAAGUUUUUUAAAAAACAAAACAUAUAUAUAUGCUGUUUAUUUACUUAUUUAAGUGACUGCUGUGAUGGGUUUCUCUGUAUCUUGGGAACUUGCUGUUUCUAAAGGCACAAGGUAGGGCCAGUGGGUUCUAUGUGAAGAGGCCAAACAAUAAAAUCCUGAUGAGCAACCUUUCUUAAUUAAGGAAGUUGCUCUAUGACUACUAAAAAUAAGUAUUCUCUUCACCAGACAGGAAAGGGCUUUUGUGCAAAGGAUCUCAGGAGAGUCUUCUCGACAUCUAAGAGCCUUCUCUUAUGUCUCCUGGUGUAUUUUUUAAAUAGUUCACGGUGGGUACAUAACCACCAUCUCCUCAAAUUGUAUGUGUGUGUAUGCAUGUAUGUACAUACAUGUGUGUAUGAUAUAUUUAAACCUAGAAAUAGGCAACAUGAGCAUCCCUUUAAGGCAACUCCCCAAUCCCCAAAACAGGUAACUAUGAGUUGUCUGACACUCGUAUGAAAAAUUAAUGACUUUUAGAAACAAUUUUGGGAAGCCAACUCUGGACUCAAUUGUGAGUCCUAUUCCAUAAAAAUGCAGGACUAUUCUGACCCAGGCUCUGAAGUUAGAAAGGCUUUCUACCUCCUUCUAGGCCUCCUCCCAUACAAAAGCAGUGGGCACCCAUGAUCAUGUUAGAGUGAAUAUAUAAUGCAUUUAGGAUUGAACUCAUAUUAAAAUAAGACAAAAGAAGAUAGGAGAGGUUGUUAAUAACUAGACUAGUAUCUUCUUGCUGCAGACAUGGGUUUUAAUCAAAUAGAUUACUUUUCUGCAAAAGGCAUGCUGAGAUUGGGGGACAGGAUAAAAUUAUGUCAUAUAUUGGGAUGAAGUAGAAGGCUGCAGAGAAAUAACUGGCAUUUUAAAGAUCUGAUUUCUAUUAAACAUAAAACAAGCUUUCCAAAGCCUCA
Messenger RNA from Manis javanica (Malayan pangolin), 2250 nucleotides. RefSeq names its product SIX homeobox 6 (gene SIX6). Gene Ontology annotation, molecular function: RNA polymerase II cis-regulatory region sequence-specific DNA binding; DNA-binding transcription factor activity, RNA polymerase II-specific. The record is from RefSeq and is a predicted model, not a curated record. Gene Ontology annotation, biological process: eye development; regulation of transcription by RNA polymerase II. Gene Ontology annotation, cellular component: nucleus; transcription regulator complex. NCBI's taxonomy places the organism in Eukaryota, Metazoa, Chordata, Mammalia, Pholidota, Manidae.